Molecule: messenger RNA, 1798 nt
Organism: Condylostylus longicornis
Lineage: Eukaryota; Metazoa; Arthropoda; Insecta; Diptera; Dolichopodidae
Gene: msl-3
Product: protein male-specific lethal-3
Exons: 8
Coding region: 190-1743 (517 amino acids)
Biological process (GO): regulation of DNA-templated transcription; chromatin organization
Cellular component (GO): MSL complex; nucleus; NuA4 histone acetyltransferase complex
Source: RefSeq, a predicted model, not a curated record
UUAUUUUUAUUGUUGAGAUUAAUUUGUGAGAAAUAUAAACAUAAAUAAAAAUAAACCGGUGUAAGGAAAACAGCAACUCUUACCUUUUUUGUAAUGAAUCAUAGAAAUAUGAAAAAAAUUCUUUGUUGAAAAAUAUAUUUAAUUGCAAAAACCAAUAGCAAAAACUCUCAAUGUUAGAUUUAAACAGAGAUGGUAUCUACAAGGGGAAUCAAAUAUAGAUUCACUGAAGGAGAAAAAGUUUUAUGUUAUGAGCCCGAUAUAACAAAAGCCCGCGUUUUAUAUGAUUCAAAAGUAAGUAAAAUAAUAUUUAAAUUCUUUUCAAAUCAAUAUGAAUAUAUUUCUUCUAAGGUUCUGGGAAUAAGUGAAGCUAGAGAUAAAAGAGGCCGACGAAUUGUUCAGUACAAAAUUCAUUUUCAAGGAUGGAAUUCUUCGUGGGAUCGAAAAGUAAAUUCAGAUCUUGUUUUAAAGGAUACUGAGGAAAAUAGGCAACUUCAAAAAAAUUUAGCAGAGAAAGCUCAACUUCAACUUGGCGCAUAUUUGUACCGUCGAGAUAGAAAAAAACGAGUUCGCAACGAAAAGACAGUUCCCGACAAUUCUAUAUCUCCUACAUCACGCAAAAUACGAGGUUCGUCGGAAGACAAUAGUUCUUGUAGUACAUUGGGAAAAUUAGAAGCAGAUUUUGGAAUGAGAGAUGAUUGUGACACAGAGUCUUAUAGCAGCUCAGUGGAAAGUUUUCACGAAGAAGACAGAGUUCUACUAAAAAUUGGUGACAAAUUGAAAGAAUUUUUAGAAUACGAUUAUGACAUGAUAGUGAAUCAUAAUAAACAACAUAUUCUUCCACCUAGAGUAACUGCGAUUACUAUUUUAGAAAACUUUGUGAAACAAAGUGCCAUUAAAUUGGUAUUUUCUUCCUCACAACCAGAAAAUCCACGGAGACGUAAUCCACAGUCCAAAGUUGAAAAAAAAGAAAAGGAAUUUGAGAAAUUAUUCAAUACGGUUACUUUAUUAAAAGAAGUUGCCGAUGGAUUGCGAGUUUAUCUUAAUUUCACUAUUACAGAUUAUCUUUUAUAUAAAAAUGAAAAAGAAGAAGCUGCCUUUUUGCUAUCUGACAAAAAUUUGAAAAAUUUCAACUAUUUAGCCUCUGUUGGAUUAUCACCAGAUUUUUUGCUACCCAAAUCAGAUUCAGAACUUCUUUUUAAUUUAGAUAAUCCAGAAUCUCGUACAAAUAAUACUAACAAAGGUGGUUCUGAUGUUCAAAAUACUAAUGUGGCACCUGACGAACCGCUAAGAAGGAAACUUAGAUCAUGCCGUAGUGACGAUUGUGAUGUUCUUUUAGAAAAUUGCCUAUCCAGUAAAGCUAGCAAUAGUUCUGGAAGUUCAACACCACACGCAUCAUCAUUUAAUUCCAGUAAUUUGGAUUUUUUGAAAUCAUUUUCUCCAAUAACUUUGGGUAUACCAGUACAAGUGAAGGAGUUUUUACAAAAAGUCCUAUCAUGGCAACUUUUACCAUCAAAUUCUGAAGCUGAACCUUCAAUGAUGUUUGGUGCAACACACUUGGCCAGAUUAAUUGUUAAAUUACCAGAUUUCCUUAAUGCAUCUACUAUCAGUGAUGAUAAAUUAAAAAUUUUGCUGCAACAUUUAGAUUCCUUCGUUUUAUAUUUGGAGUCUCAUAAGGAAUGGUUUAGCGAACAAAAUUAUUUUAAAGAUUGCCCACAAAAAUUCAUAUCAUCGCCAAAAGAAUAGGAACUUCACUUUUUUUUUUCAAUAUUAUUAAGAGAUUAUGAAAUGUUCUGCAUUU